This is a messenger RNA of Saccoglossus kowalevskii, 869 nucleotides long. RefSeq names its product protein STPG4-like. NCBI's taxonomy places the organism in Eukaryota, Metazoa, Hemichordata, Enteropneusta, Harrimaniidae. Gene Ontology annotation, molecular function: histone binding; chromatin binding. The record is from RefSeq and is a predicted model, not a curated record. Gene Ontology annotation, biological process: epigenetic programing of male pronucleus. Gene Ontology annotation, cellular component: germinal vesicle; male pronucleus; female pronucleus.
AUAGGACGCCGAGUGGAUAUAGUACGAACAUGGCGCCCGAAGCUACAUAUACAUCGAAACAAGGCGUCGGAAGGGGCUCCGAGAAAAACAACCAGAAUGUAUCAGCGAAGGGGGGCAGGAAGACUCCGAAGCAAGAGAGAAGGAGUGUCAUGAACAGACCGAAUUCACGAAAGGAGCGAACGUCACUGAAAGAUACCUAUGAGGAACCAGUGUCUGGAAGAGAGUUAUGGUGGCGUAAGAACAUUAGGGAAACACCGGUACCCGGCACUUACGAUAAUAAAGAUUUCUUGGAAGAAUUCCUCGAAAGAAAACCGAUGACUUAUUCCUUCAAGAGCGAAGGAAGGAAACGUGAUUUGGCAAUCAUAAAAUGGCGCCGAGGAGACAUGCUGAUGCCCGGUGCAUAUGAACAUAGUGAGAUGGUAAAGGACUUGGAUAAAAGCAUAAAUACAUAUUCGUUUCGAAACACCGACCGGUAUAGAAUUGAGUUGCCUGGUCAGAGGGACAAGGAGUGUAACGUUUGCCCAACAACUUACGGCAUCGAAAAUCAUCUAUCCCUGGCAACUCCCAAAAUGCCGUCUAAACACAGCUCGUUUAAGUCUACGUCAUCGAGAUUCCCAACAAUUUACUUCAGACCGAACAGUAAUCCAGGUCCAGGACAGUAUGAAUCAAAGACUCCACGACCACUGCAUGCCGUGUCUUCCAGCUUUAAGUCUGGUACACCAAGGUUUAGAACCUCCCACACAAAAGUACCAGGACCAGGAAGUUAUGAGAAGACAUACCAGACCCCCAUGCCUUCUACCAUAGCUAAAAUGGGACGUGUUCAUGGUCUUUUUUUCACUAGCGCAUUCCACGUCUGAGCAGUGCAACCG